Sycon ciliatum is the source of this 3165-nucleotide messenger RNA. RefSeq lists its product as uncharacterized. The transcript has a single exon. Bases 1 to 2583 code for a protein of 860 amino acids. Lineage: Eukaryota; Metazoa; Porifera; Calcarea; Leucosolenida; Sycettidae. Gene Ontology annotation, molecular function: transmembrane signaling receptor activity; patched binding. The record is from RefSeq and is a predicted model, not a curated record. Gene Ontology annotation, biological process: central nervous system development; pattern specification process; smoothened signaling pathway. Gene Ontology annotation, cellular component: plasma membrane; cilium; dendrite.
AUGCAGGGCGGCGACGGGAGAUUACACCCUGCCAGUGCACGGCACGCACUGCUCGCGUUCAGUCUGCUGUUCACCGUACUGUGCAGCGUAGCAUUGGGUCAGACCGGCGAUGAUCGCAGAACUGCUGAUACGUCAUCGUCUUCAGUCGAGAACAAGAGCCUACUCCGGGCGAAGACGGCGUACUGCGACACGCUGCUCAACACGAUACGCAUGGCGCUAUGCCCGGGCUCUCUACCCCAGUCACUGGGGAGCUCGGGGUUGCGGCAACUCAGCACGCAGGAUCUGUUGCUGCUGGCGUCGCUGCACAAGACGUCCGGUGUCCUGGACGCCACCAUGGCCGAGAUCGUCAAGCGCAUCGGCAUGCAGCCCGUGUCGACGACAGAGCUCCUGUGCUCACUGCUAUCGACCACGUCUGUGCCUCCCGUGGAGUACACCUUGCUGAUUGGCCAGCUGGGACGGCUGCUGCAGACGGUGACGAGUAUUACGAACACGAGCGAGUGCGCCCGCCGGCAGCCCAUCAGCACGCUACUGGACUGCCUGGGUCUGGAACUCGGCAAGCCGCGCAGUACUGGUGCGCCGCCGUCACCAUCACCGUCGCCGUCAACAACAAUCGACAAUGCCGUCUGCCUGAACGUGGAGUGUCCGGCGAGCAUGAAGAGGACGCGGCGUGUGCGCCACAUCGACCCGGGCGUGAGGAACCUCUCGCUGCAGCUGCAGACCGCCGUGGUGCACCUGCUGCCGGGCUGCUUGAGCGCCGAAACCAUUGCGACACACCGCGACGAGCUGCUCCUCAGCAUCCUGCCCUGCGGGCGCAGCUGCGACGUGAGCCAGCCGGGCGCGUUCACGUCAGAAGAGGAGCGCCGCUCUCGCAUCGUCAUCCAGGUGUUCUGCUGGUUGUCCCUGGUGUUCGCAUCUUUUGCGCUCAUCUCUUUCUUCGUCAACCACAAGUCGCUGAACAAGUACCCGACGCGCAUCAUCGUCUACAUCAACGCGCUGUUCUUCCUCAGCAACAUUGUGGCGCUGGUGCAGGUGACGGGCGACAAAUGGCGACGCUACGGCUGCAACGAGGACGGCACAAUUCGCACCGGCGAACCGCGGUCUAUUGACGACGGCAGCACACCCGAGGGCAGGUUGUGCGCCACCCUGUUUUCCUUCUGUUACUUCCUGCUGCUGUCCGCGCUGCUGUGGUGGCUGUGCCUGACGCACGCCUGGUACAUCACGUUCCGCUCGUUCGACGACCAGACCCUGAAGGAGCGCUUCCGCUUCUACGAGAUCAUGUACCACGUAUUCGUGUGGCCCACGACCCUCGCCAUGACGACGGGAAUGCUUGGCUGGGGCAAGAUUGGCGGCGUCCCUCUCUACGGGAUGUGCUUCACGUACGAGCUGGAGCCGUGGCUCUACUUCAUGACACUGCCGGUGCUGGUGGUCGGCGUGCUCGGCCUGCCCUAUUUGGUCAUGGGUACGCGCAUGGUGAUGACGUUCAAGAGCAACAUUCGGCGCAUGGCGCGCCACAACUCCAUCCAGAGCAUGGAGCGUAAGCGGCGUAACAGCGCCGGCCUGCGCGCCUUCCUGGCCCGCACCACGCUGAUCAUCAUCGUCAGCUUUCUGCACCUUCUCAUCCAGGCGGCCAUCGCCGUCUAUCGCCUGGUGAACGACAAGCAGUGGCGCGAGCAGGGCGAGGCCUACUUCCUGUGCACGCAGACGCGCUGCACGGCCGACGCGAGCGCGUGCGACGGCCUGAAGCCGAACCCGAACCUGGCGCUGUUCAUUCUAAUCACGGUGCUGAUCAACAUGGAGGGCAUCGUGCUCACCUGGUGGGCGUUCAACCAGAAGUCGCCGCAGGAGUGGAAGGUGCGCGCCAGCAACAGCAGCAUGAAGCUGUUUAAGCGCAUCAGCUCGACGCGGCUGAGCACGAUCGACUUGAGCGCGGCGCGUCGCUCAGUCAGUGGCGUCGACCCGGUGGUGAGCAGGGCCACCAUCCUGCUGCGCAAGGACUCGCGCAGGGACGACGACCAGCGGCACGACGUCAAGGAGCUGACGCGGCAGAACACGCGGCAGAACAGCAGCGUGCGGCGCAAGGGCAGCACAGCGAGCUCGCAAAGCAGCGGCGACGGCAGCGGCAGCCGCUACAUCCGCAACCCGUGCUCAACCAACGAGCCGUCCGCCACCAUGCUCAAGACGGUGGUGGAGAUGGCGCCGAUCCUGUCGGCCACCAACACCUGCGACUCGCCGACGCCCCUGACUCCCAGCCCGCCGGUGUCGAUGAGAAGCGCUCGCAGCAUGACCUGGUCCAGCCGGCAAACGGCGACGUCAGGCCACCACAGCGAGAGCGAGGACAUCUCCCGUGGCUCCACGACCACGCUUCACUCGUCGUCGAAAGAGAGUGCCGACUGCAGGCUGCCAGUACCGUCAACACUCAAGAUCUAUCCGAAGGGACGUUCGAGCUCUGCUACGGCGUUCACGGGGCACAGCCUGGCACAGUUUGCGGCGUCGACUCGGAGCGUGGCCUGCUUGUCGCCACCCGAAGGACUCGAACUCACUAGCAGCAGUCAUAAUAGUGAGCAUGCCCUCUGCUCCGACUGAGCUCUCUAGCCGCAAGCCCGCUCCGUCACGGUAUAGCAACUGCGAGGACGGCAAACGAGUGCCCGCACUAGCGGAUAAGCAGCGUGGUUAACGAAGCGCACCGGCACUAAGUGGCGGUAGCAUCGCGACGAUCUGCCAAUCUCCAGGUGCAGCCAACAAGUCCGGUCAUCAUCAUGCGGGUGCCGAAGAUUCAGUCCGAGACCCCACCACCUUGUCGUCAGUCGGUUUAGUCUCACGUCGGAGACGUUCACGCCUAGUUAGCAGAUUGCUGAACUCAGCUAGCCAGUCUCAGUAGGAAUCGGUCGCUCUAGUCCAGUUCGGACUCUGUUGCGAACCAGUCCACUGUUGUUGAAAUCAACCCGGAACGAACGCGUCAGCUGCUGAACAGUGCGUAUGUGUAGAAGUGAUAUGCUUGACACGCUGGAUACACUUUAAAAUUUAUCUUGUCUUUGCUGGGCUGAACACUUCUGCACCAAGACCGGUAGCAAUUAUUCUCUUUUUCUGUGCUCUUCUGCUUCCAAACAAACCUAGAAUCUAUUCACAAGCCAUCUAUCUGUGCUUGUGUCUCCCCCCCCCCCCCCC